AUGGGACAGGUACCUUUGAUCGCUGCCAAGAGUACAUUAUUUAUGUAUUCUGGUAUUCGUUCAAUAGUUGUAGGCAACAAAGAAAAAGUGGUCCCACAAAGGCCACCAGAUUUAGAUAUCAUAGCAUCUGGAGAGAGAGACCGAAUUUCUGAUGAUUGGAGGUGGCUUGCUUUAAAAUCUGAGAAACGCUUAAAUAGCAUGAGAAAAAUGAAUUCUUCGUCGGAGCAAUUGAAACAAAAAUUAGGGAGUACGUUUGAUAUAAAUCAGUUUUCUUGUUUUGUUCCAAGAACUGUAUUGGAGGCAAUUGCUGAUAAAAGAAUUAGUUAUGCAGAUGAAUUUGAUGUAAUCAUUGAGAGUUUCAAAGGAGCUGUCAUGUUUUGUGAUGCAUCAGGGUUUACUGCUCUAACAGCGGCUUUGGAUAAGCAAUUAAACGGUGCAGAGAGGUUGGGUGAAUGUAUUAAUAAUUUUUUUACUCCACUAAUCCAGAUUAUUCAUUAUUGGGGAGGAGAUAUUAUUAAAUUUAGUGGAGAUGCCAUUUGUGUUGUUUGGCCAGUAGAUGAUGAGUCUAUUAAUUUAAAUAACGGAGGGGUUGGCGUUAUAUCUGAAAGUUCAAGCAGUUCACCUCAAGUCAAUGCCCCUCAAAGCAAUACUCAAUUAAACAAAUUAACCAGAGACCUUAAUAAAUUUGUAAAUAAGUCAAAAAUCAAUGAUGAUAAUAGUCCGUCUACUGCAGAAAAAAAAUGGAAUCGAGAAGAGCAAUUGGAACCAGAAGAACCUCCCUCACAAAGCAAUACCAAUACUGCUGAAACAUAUUCUGUUGAUAUGUUCCAUGCAUGCAGAUUAGCAUGCGAAUGUUGUAUGGAUAUACAUAGGACCUUACACAACUUUCCUACCCCAAUUCCAGGAAGACACCUAACUCUUCAUAUCGGCGUUGGAUAUGGUAGAACGACAAUUUUACAGGUUGGAGGUGUAAUGGAUAGAUGGGAAUACGUCGUCGGUGGGCCUCCAUUUGAAGAAAUUGCAAUUGCAGAACCGUUAGCAAAGAGUGGAGAAACUGUUAUAUCCCCUUCAGUAUACUCCAUUCUUGCAAAGCAUGUAAGCGUUGAAUCAUGCGAAGGCAAUCCAGAUUUUAAAAAACUAAAUAGUAUACUCCUGCCGAGACCACCACCUCCUCCUCCUUUAGCUUCUAUUCAUAUUCAUGAUGAAGAUGUUGAUUUGCUAAGAAGAUAUAUUCCACCGCCGGUUUAUAGAUGUCUUUCAAGUGGUUACAAUGUUUUCUUGAAUGAGGUGAGGCGUUUAACUUGUAUUUUUGUUUCAGUUAAGGGGUUAGAUAUCUCAACUCAUUAUGGUUCUAAAACCGCACAUCAAUUAAUGCAAUUAGUUCAAAAGGCAGCUUAUACUAUGGAAGGUAGUGUGAACAAGUUUCUGGUGGAUGAUAAAGGCGUAUUAUUGUUAAUCAUUUUUGGACUUCCGCCAGUAUAUCAUUUGGACGACCCUUUAAGAGCAGUUUUUGCAGGUUUGAGAAUACUGGAUAGUAUUAGAUUUAUGGGCUUAAGUUCUAGCAUUGGAAUAGGUACUGGUAGAGUUUGGAUUGGAACAGUCGGAUGUGAAAUUCGUAAAGAGUACACUGCACUUGGUGAUACAGUUAAUUUAUCGGCCAGAUUAAUGGGAAGAGCAGGUGAAAACGAAAUAUUAUGUGACCUAAAUACAUAUGAAGCAUGUAAUCAUGCAAUGCAAUUCGUACAAAAGGAGUCAUUUUACCCUAAGGGAAAAGAUGUCUCUAUAAGUACAUUUUCUCCAACCGGUAUUUUAACAAAAAACCGUCUACAUGGCAAUGCUUUUGGAAAGGCUGAAACAAGCGAUUUGACAGAUUCAAAUCUACCAGAUAAUAAAGAUCACUUGAAUGCCAAGGAUGGAGUUUCCGUUGAUAACUUAUUGUUAACGGAAAAUUCAAAUACUCAGAAUACUGACAUAAAUCCCAAUAUUCCAAAUCUUCAAAGUAUCAGAACUUGGCGAAGCUGGAGGCCAUUAAAGAAACUGAAAAAGUUUUUCAAACCCAGGUAUAGUUAUGGCCUCCCAGAUAUGAAUGGUCCAAAUUUCAGAGUUAUCCCAGAUUAUACAAUGGAAAACAUGCCAGAAAACAGAUUUUUAGGCCCUUUAAUGCCUUGGGAAUAUUAUGAACCUUGGGAUCCAAUUUUGCGUCCAACCUUAGACUUAGGAGGUGUAAUGACAAUUUAUGGCAAGGAAAACUGCGGAAUAGAUGAAAUUAUUCAAAACAUUGUAUAUCUUGGAGAAAGGUUAGAAAGGAAGGUUUUUUUGUGUAGUAACAUGCCUGAUACGCCCUUCAUAAACAUAGGAAACGUACCUCUAUUGCCGUGGAAAACUCUUUGUACAGAUAUUGUAGAAUCAUGGCGUCUAACAAAAUCUAGGGAAAAAAAAGGAUUUUCAAAUAUAGAUCGUGAUAAUUCAAUUUAUGGAUUAGCCAAGGAACUUACUCAUCCUUCUUUUCACUGGAGUCUUCAUAAAUUAAAGCCAGUAUUACAAGGUUUGGUUCUCCCAUCAGAACUUUCAGAAAACAAGGCUUUCUUUAAAAUGGGAAAAUAUAAGAACAAAGAAAGCAAGAGAAUGAAAAACAUUUUUAGGAAUCCCCUAUUAUUUGUACAGAAUUUGAAUGGCCAAUCGGAAUCAUUGGAUAAAGAAUUAAAUGACAGAGGAUUCGAAAAUGAUGAGAAUUUAAAUAAAGAAACUUUACAAAAUGAAUUAGAUGAUACAACAAGCUCAGAAGAAGAGUUAUCAGAUGAAGACGAUGAGAAAGGCUUGGGCCCAAUUAUUACAUCUCUAGUUAAUGGCUUUUCAAUGUAUGAAAAUAGUAUCAUUUGUUUACAUGUAAAAAGCGGAACAUGUUUCUAUGCUGGAAUGGAACAGGAAAGUUGGAAAAUCGCCAAGAUGAUUGCAAGAAUUGCCAUGAUACGAAGAAAAAGGAAGGUUGAACAUGACUUUAAAGAGUUAAAAAGAUGGCGUAGAAAACAUUCCAGAAUAUGCCUCUUUUGUAAAGGAUUUAAGAGGCCAAUUCAGCAUAUUUCCAAAGACACUUUGUAUUUAUAUAAAACAACAAAGUGCACUCCUCCAACCUUUAAAUCUUCUCCUCCUUUGCUAUUUAUUUUAAUAUGCAGUAGUAACACGGACUCGAUUGAGGAACAAAAAGAAAUUAUUCAAUGGGCAAAGGAAUGCAAUGCUUUUAUUGAAGUUCCAAAAUUAACGCUGAAUGAAACUUCCAAAUUUAUUGGGCAUCAAUUAGGUGUUAAUACUCAAGUUCCAUUUCAACUCGUUGAAUAUGUUCACAGAGCUUCUGGAGGUAUUCCUGAACAUAUAAAAAGAACUUUAUUGCAACUUCUUUCACAUAGAGCAAUUUCUAUCAGCACACAAGAUGAUCAACAAGUAGAUGACCCUGAAAGAAAAGACUCGCUAAUAUUAGAUUCUGAUAAAUCUAUAAAUAAUCCAGAUUAUCUAUCAAAUAAUAUUAUUAGCAGGAAUGCAAGCAUCUGCUCCAAUACUGUUUCAGGUAUCGACUCUUCCAUAGGAAAUCAAUUUGAUUUUGGAGCAAUAUCAAGCAUUGUAUCAGGAUAUAGUUUGAAGAAUAUUCAAGGCGAAUUGGGAUUCAACUCAUCAGUAUACUCUUCAAGUGAUGAAUCUUCUUCAUCCGGUUCUUCUUCAAGCGAUGACUCGAAAGGAUGGUCCGAUAGUUCAAUAAAAAGGAAAAUUAAAGUUCCUAGAUUUAGGACUCCUGGACCACGCGAACUACUGAGCAGUGAUGGAGUACCUAUCGUUGGAAAUAGGCAGGCGAAUUGGUCUCCAAAUAAUGAUUUGUCAGGGUCUAGACACAGAUUGUCGUUUACAAAGUUAGAUCAAUCUUCAUACCUAUGUAAGAAUUCCGAAGAUAACAAAAGAUACAUAAAAGUCACUGGGCAACUAAGGAAAAUACCUUUUGCGCCAGAGAUUGUGGCAGACUGCAUGUCUAAGUUAGAACUGCUUGAACCAGAUGAACAAAUGGCUGCCAAGAUUGCUAGUGCAUUUACAUUUGCAUUUACUGCUUCAGAGCUGCACGAAGUUUAUCCACAAAAAAAAUCCCCCCUUGAAUUUCUAAAAAUGAUUAAGGCUAUGGUAAAUAAAGACGUUUUCGAAGUUUGUGACACCAUAAACUUUGGAGUUGAUAGAUCUAGACGAGGAUCAAUAAAUAGUGACCAUACCUCAAAACAUAAUACUCUUUAUGAAAAUGAUCAAGAUAAAAAUUUAAAUGUAUAUGAAGAUGAAGUUUACAAAGAUAUAUCCACUUCAACCCCUGUUAUGAAGGAUAUCUCUGAUUACUUGUUAAAUAUGAAUUUGCCAGACUUUUCUAAAAGUAAUAAAGAUUCUACAGAUGCAGCUGACCCAUAUCCAAUUGAAACCUCCGAAAUAAAGAAUGAAAGGAAUGAAACAAAUAAUGAUCAGCCAGUUAACAUUAAUAUAAUUAUUACAGAAGACAAUCAAUCAGUAGCAGAUGAACACGAAUUUCCAAAGCUUCAGAAUUGCGAUAUUUUGCCUUAUUAUAUUGAGUACUACCGUUUCCAAAGCGUAGCUUUUCAAAGAGUUGUUUCAGAGUCUCUCCUUUCAGAUGAAAGAAAAAGGCUCGCUAGAAUUUCUAGAAAAACGCUUUCAAGAAGGCUUUCCAAGCUUAGUCCAUCUGUUAGAAGUGCAUCGCCUCAACUCCCUUCAUCCCCUACAGAUUCAUCUAGCAACAAGUUUGCUGAUAACAACGAAGCUAACAAAGUGUCAACAAGAUACCUUUCAACGAUACCUAAUAAUAUUAGUGUUAAUAACAGUAUUCCAACUAAUUUGGAUGCAUUACUUGAAGACGAGAAGUGA
This is a messenger RNA of Cryptosporidium ubiquitum, 4902 nucleotides long. RefSeq lists its product as uncharacterized. The transcript has a single exon. The record is from RefSeq and is a predicted model, not a curated record. Bases 1 to 4902 code for a protein of 1633 amino acids. Gene Ontology annotation, biological process: intracellular signal transduction; cyclic nucleotide biosynthetic process. NCBI's taxonomy places the organism in Eukaryota, Apicomplexa, Conoidasida, Eucoccidiorida, Cryptosporidiidae.